AUGGACAGCGACUCGUCGCCGGCCGAAUCUUCACGCCAACACAACCAGCACCGCCAACGCAUUCCUCGCCCAAGAACAGCGUGCACCAUCUGCAGAGCACUCAAAGUAUGUGCUGCUAACAUCGUCCUCCACCAGCUGACCGCACCAGACGCGAUGUUUGCCCGAGAGCGCAACUGCACCGCCGGAAUCACGGUGUUCAAGAUGUGCGAGACUGAAUCUCGAUUGCCAGUACUACAGGGCCAAGAGAGGCGCAACGCCGACCCGAACGCCGGUCCGCCGUCAAACAGCUCGACGGGCUCAGCAGACCAGCGCGUUGUCCGGCAGCGAGUAGACAACAACCACGGUCCACCUCCGCAUCUUCCGUCCCACCACGAUGCCCCCUAUGACAUGAAGCCGAUGCACAGCCAGCCGAGUCACAACAACAUCAGCCCUCCGAAUCAUCUUCCACACCCCACCCACCUAAACAUCCCCACUCACUCGGGUCACGAGAACCACCAGAACCCCCCGAGCCACCCGCUUCACCCUAGCCACCCUCCUCAACAUCCCCAGCAUCCACCAGCACCGCCGCCACCGGCCUACUGGGACCACCCCUCGGCCGAGACUGUUGUCUCGGGACCCGCUUCGUCACAGCCUUCCUCGAGGGCGUACGACCCGGUCGCCAGUCAUCGUCAAGCACCUUCCCCCGCCGCACCGUUCCGUCCAUUCACUCUCGCUCUCGGCCCGUCGCCGAGUGCCGAUCGUAACGUGACACUAGAGAAUGUACUGGAGCCGGUGCUUGACACCGACAGCAGGCGACAGUCUGUGGAAAACGACCGACCAAACGACUCGGCUGCUGCGCCCCGUCCUGGCCCUCCCGUCAUCCAUUACCCCGACCCCGUCAACACUGGUCUUUUCUCGGAACUUGAAGCCCGCGCUCUCUUCAAGCAAUUUGAGGACCGAGUAAGCCCAAGUUCGCACAUCUUCGACCCCUACUACCACACGUACGAGCGAGUACGUGCAUCGCCUGUGCUGUUCAACGCGGUCAUGUACGCAACAUGUCGAUUCAUGCGCCCGGAACUGUCGGAGCAGUGCUUCGAUCUCGCAGAGACGGUUAUCGGCCGUAUGCUGCGCAUCGGUGCCGCCACCAUCCCGCUCGUACAAGCUCUGCUUGCCCUCGUAUACUGGAAGAAGCCGAAGGACCGAACCGCCUACGUCAAGCUGGGUACGGCGGUCCGUCUCAUCCAGCAGAUGCGUGUCGAGUGGCCGAACGAGCCUCGAUCGUUUGCGUCCGAGGAACAGGAGCGGGCGGCGGUCGAUGUCGAGCGUACCAUCUACAGUGAGCUCAUCAGUCACCUCGACGUCGCUGGUGACUACUUCAAGGCGUUCAUGAACGACCUUCGAGGUCUCGUUGCCCUCUACCCGUAUCCCCCGCCAGCCGAUGACCCACGGAUCCACACCGACUAUGACGGCGUCGUCGGUCUGACCGUGAUCAGCUCCGCCAUCGACGACUGGAUGCGGAACCCGAACCUCCGGGGCGUCUAUCGCCUCCUGUCCGGCGUGCUGGGCAAGACGAUGGUACUCAAGAUGCAAGUCGGCGGGCUCAAGUACAGCGCGAUCUCGACCGAAGACGUGCUUGGCCUGGCUGAAGAGAUCGGCGUUGUGAUCCGCGACAUUGUGGCUGGCGGCGAGCCGAUCUACUGGUCCGACAUGUCCUGCACCAUGCUCUCAGGCAUGGGCACGCUGAUGUGGGCGGCACGAAACGCCUUCCGCGUCGAGGACCUCGCACGCAUCGAGCGGCUGUGCAAGGACGUUACGAGCGCCUUUGAGACGCUGCCCGAGCACCUGAUAGCGGACCACGCACUCUCGUACAACAAGCGGCUGUACAGCCGUCUCGGAUCCGCAUUCGAGCGUCUCUGCCAGGGCGCGCAGGAGAGCCAGAACGACAUUCUGAACCAGCUGCUGUCCGGCGGAUGGUCGGCGACGGCCAACUCGAACGCGCCCCUCCUCUUCAACGACAUGGUGCCCGACCCGAACCAGGACUGGAACUGGAUGUUCCCAGUGACGCUGGGAUAG
Molecule: messenger RNA, 2052 nt
Organism: Trichosporon asahii var. asahii CBS 2479
Lineage: Eukaryota; Fungi; Basidiomycota; Tremellomycetes; Trichosporonales; Trichosporonaceae
Product: prib protein
Exons: 8
Coding region: 1-2052 (683 amino acids)
Biological process (GO): regulation of DNA-templated transcription
Cellular component (GO): nucleus
Molecular function (GO): transcription cis-regulatory region binding; DNA-binding transcription factor activity, RNA polymerase II-specific
Source: RefSeq, a predicted model, not a curated record